Suillus discolor is the source of this 1225-nucleotide messenger RNA. RefSeq lists its product as uncharacterized. The transcript is spliced from 6 exons. NCBI's taxonomy places the organism in Eukaryota, Fungi, Basidiomycota, Agaricomycetes, Boletales, Suillaceae. The coding region runs from base 105 to 842 and encodes 245 amino acids. Gene Ontology annotation, biological process: nucleosome assembly. The record is from RefSeq and is a predicted model, not a curated record. Gene Ontology annotation, cellular component: nucleosome. Gene Ontology annotation, molecular function: DNA binding.
CUUCGGAUCUCCCCCUCUUCAACCAUCCCUUCCCCCCCACCUGCGUGUCUUUCUUAAGCACUAUACUCAGUCACAGUCUAAUUUUGUGUUCGCCCCUUGUCGCAAUGUGCGCUACUACGAAGAAGUUCUCGACCAAGGCCGCCGAGCCUAGGCCUAGUGCUAAAUCUACCCGGGAAGCGACAGUUCCAAAGUCGCGCCAUUCUACGACCCAUCCCCCUUGGAUUGACAUGAUUACCGAAUGUAUCACCACGACACCCGAUGGAACCCGCCACGGCGUAUCGCGUCCAGCGAUUAAGAAAUUCAUCGACUCAAAGUACCAUCUCGAAAUAAAUCCUUUAGCGUCCAGCCAGCUUAACCGAGCAAUCCAUCAUGGCGCCGAUAAAGGGACCUUUGUCCUGCCGAAAGGUCCUUCCGGGAAAGUUAAACUUGCCCCUCCCAGUCGGAGGCAGACUGAGGCGGCCAAAGAGAACGCAAAGCCAGGUUCAAAACGUUCCACCGCUGCCAAAGAAAGUCACGUCAUCCCAAUCAAGGCAGCUACUAAAACCGCGGCGAAGAAGACGUCUCGUGCCGCGAAGCCGGCGGCUACCACCGUGCCCGCCACACCGCCAAAGUCAAGAACUGCUGAAAAUAAAUAUCACUCCGCUGCAAAGAAAGCUAGGACGACUGGUUCCUCCACUCGCAGGACGGUCGAAAGAAAGACCGCUACUGCACAAGGAACAGCUAAGAAGACUGCCACAGGAAGGUCAACUCCAUCAAAGAUCAGGCGGGGAGCAAUCUCCGCGAAGAGGACUACGAGGGCCACAGCUUCGAAGCAGAGGGCCCGGAAGACUUCUCGCAAGUGACGCAUGUUAUUCAUGGUAGGAUCGGAUUCAAUACUUAUGUCACUAUUGCUCACCUGGUAUGGUCAUAUUGUUAGAUUUCAGGCUCUUUCUGGCGAAUCAUGGCUAACGUCUUGAUGUCUCCUCAGAAACACGGUUUUUCUUCUCUGCUUUUUGUCUCAUGUUCCAGUUUGUUUUUCGUUCAUCUUGCUGUUUUUACCUCUUGGAUGUACCUCCGCGACGUGCCACUCAUGCUUACCUACGAGUUUUACUUCUAACGAAACAUUACGUCCAUCUCAUUCUAUGCCCUAUCUUAUCGUACGCUAUCUACUGUCAGUUGCCCUGGUCUGAGUCCAGUUGUACGUAUCAUCUGAAACAACAAAUGUCAGCCUGGUUGCUCAGGAACA